CGCGAAUCCGAGGACGCGGUCCCCUCCUUCUUGUAUUCGCGAGGUGCUUAUCCUCGUCCUGCUAUUAUUUUGGGUUGUAUGCGCGCACUGCCACCAUGCCUCUAGGCUUCGAGCGCAUCAACGAGCGCACCCAGCGACCGAAUACCCUAAUCAACUUCAUACGCACAAUUCAUGGCCCAUCUUCUACGACCGCCGAACAGAUCCUCAACCGAGUUGCGGCAGUAUGCUACCCGUUCAUGAAAGCCAACAUGAUCCUCGUCCAAGCACUCGAAGAGUUCCCUUACAAUACCGAGUUCGUUGGCCGUAACUUCAAUGCUGGUGAGGUCAUACAGCUUGUGCUGCGCGAUAGGAAUGGUCGGUGGCUGCCUCAGCGCAUGGUGGAAAUGGUUAUGGUGCACGAACUGGCUCAUUGCAAGCAAAUGAAUCACUCCAAGGCGUUCUGGAAGGUCAGAGAUGCUUAUGCAGUCGACUUGCGGGCUCUGUGGGCGAAGGGCUACACUGGAGAGGGCAUGUGGGGUCGAGGCAGAGGUUUGGAGACAAUGAACAUACAAACAAGCCAGGUUGAUGUUGGCGAUGUGCCCGAACAUCUGUGCGAUGGCACAUAUGGGCGCAGGUCGAAGAAGAGGAGGAGAGGUGGGAAGGAGAAAGAGACACUCUCCUACGCGGAGAGGAAGCAACGACGUAUAUUGAAGAAGUUCGGUGCUGGUGGUCAGUCACUGGGCGCGGACGAUGAUACCAAAGUCAAGCUUCAAGGUGGUGUACCAAAGAAAGGCAAGCCGAGAGUAGCGGGCAGCGCGCGAGGUCGAGAACUCAGAGCCGCGGCUGCAUUGGCGCGGUUCGAGCCUGUGAAGAAGGAGCAAGAAGAAGUUACUAUCAAGAAAGAGGAGACAUCGGACAGCGAGACUGAGGACGAAUACGAAAAUGUCGAUCAGGCUGAUGCGGCGCUCGAUGUAGACGGGUCGAAGCUGGUAGACGAUAAGGGCCGCGCCUUGAUCAAGAUCUGCGAAGACGAAGACGACAAAGAUGGUAAUGCACGGCGGGAGAUGGAUGAGAUACAGGGCAUUGCACUGCAAUCGAAGCCUUUUCUUGAUAAGUCUGCUUCCACACCUCUCUUACGCUCUGAUACAGCGAGGCAAAGCUCUAAACCCAGCAAGCCACUGCCAAAGACCACCAGCUCUUCAUCGGCACAGGUCAUCCAUCUCGAUGAAAUCUGGAAGCGACGUCCUGAGGCAUCAGCAAGUCCUGCUACAGCAAAGCCCACAACCAGACCGGCAGCGGUGCGGGUGUCGUGCAAUGUCUGCUCGCUUUCAAAUGAGCCCAGAUCAUUGACCUGCGCUGUUUGCUCCAACGUCCUCAGUCCAUACCUUGUGUCUGAUCAUUGGAGAUGCACCAGGGAACCCUGCAAGCAGAGCAUCUACAUCAACGCAGGCGAUGCUGGAGCGUGUGGUGUGUGUGCUAAACCGAGGCUGGCACAAUGAUCGAAGUAAGGAUGAGAUGGCUUACGACUUGAACGAUAUGAUACCCCAUAACAGUACAGUAGAAAUAAAACAAUGAAAACUGCG
This is a messenger RNA of Macroventuria anomochaeta, 1562 nucleotides long. Its product is annotated as WLM-domain-containing protein. The record is from RefSeq and is a predicted model, not a curated record. The coding region runs from base 96 to 1478 and encodes 460 amino acids. The transcript has a single exon. NCBI's taxonomy places the organism in Eukaryota, Fungi, Ascomycota, Dothideomycetes, Pleosporales, Didymellaceae.